AUCGCCGUUUAGUGAGUAUGGAUUCAGUCGCUUUAACUAUGUCGCAUGCGUCUUCCUUGUUUCAGGUGACAAGUGAUGUAAUGGUAUGCUGAAAUGUUGGCUCGCAUACAAUGUACCAGCUAAUUUGAAAUUAACAUAGGUACAUAUGGUCCCGUUCAUCUUAAGUACGGAUCAUAUUUGUCUAUGUUGGGUCACGUGUCUUUAAGUGGUAGCGCGAUGGUCGUUAUGCCGUAAACGGGGUGUACUUGGGGCACACUAACCGAGUACCGCGAUACAUGUAGUAACACGUCACAGAUCAACCAGGCAUUUGAGUUUAAAAUAUCACCAAAUUUCUGUGUAGUAUUGAUAUACUUCGAAUCCAAAUUGUUAACAAACAUAUAAAUUUGGUGAAGUGUGCAUUUUAUUGAACUUCAUAGUAAUUUUUUUUAAUGAUUUUUCGACAUGGCUGAAAUGCGCACAAGUGGAAAUGUUGGAGAGUCGCGCUCUGAAUUAGUUUCCCAACUUUCGUUCAAGCAGAAGUCUGUAAUGAGUCGCUGGUCAGUAGCAUUGGCUGGGCUGGCCAUUGUCGUUAUCGUCGCUCUGGCCAUCGCUCUUGGCAUUGUCGCUGGGAAAGAUCCCGUCGAAGAGAAUACAUCAACUGCCCCAGCGCAACCCUGCAAACUAACGACGCCUGAUUGCUUCUCUCACAGCGGUUCGGCGACAAGGAAUUUGGAUAUAGCGAACUGUGUGCUGGAAAGUUAUCCACUAAUAGACGGUCAUAAUGACCUGCCAUAUCAAUAUUACAAAAACGUGGACAACAAAGUCUACAGCGUUGACAUGCGAGGCGAUUUACGACUGGUCUGGCCCAACUCUUCAGUCCACACCGACAUACCCAGGAUACGACAGGGCAGACUCGGAGCUCAGUUCUGGGCUUGCUAUGUGUCAUGUGACACCCAGUACAAAGACGCCGUGCGCCGUUCACUCGAGCAACUGGACACCAUUAAAAAGUUUACACACAAAUACCCGGAUGUGUUUGAAUUCGUCACUUCUGCUCAAGGUAUCCUGGAUACGUUCGCCAAGGGCAAAUUUUCAAGUCUCGUAGGGCUGGAGGGAGGUCAUUCCAUCGACAGCAGUCUUGCUAAUCUGCGCAUGUUCUACGACCUUGGUGUCAGAUACAUGACUGUUACUCAUAGCUGCAACACUCCGUGGGCAGACAACUGGACAGUUGAUCGUGAUGACAACCCAGAGCAUAACGGUCUGACAGAUUUCGGAAAGAAAGUCAUUCUCGAGAUGAAUCGGCUAGGAAUGCUGGUGGAUUUGUCCCACGUGUCCAAGAAGACGAUGAUAGAUGCCCUCUCUGUCACCACAGCCCCAGUUAUCUAUAGCCACAGCUCUGCGUUCGCAUUGUGUAACCAUUACCGCAACGUACAGGAUGAUGUGCUCCGAAUGACGAGAGACAACGGCGGAGUUGUCAUGGUGAACUUCUUUGAUCUGUACAUCAACUGUUAUCCGUCAAACCAGACGACAGCAACGCUAAACCAAGUAGCAGAUCACAUAGAUUAUAUCAAGAACCUUAUUGGAGUAGAUUACGUUGCCAUAGGAGCGGACUAUGACGGCGUCCCCACACUUCCGGUUAGACUUGAGGAUGUGUCCACCUACCCCGAUCUGUUUGCCGAGCUGGUCAGCAGAGGCUGGACGCAGGAAGAGCUGACCAAGCUGUCCGGAAAGAAUCUGAUCAGGGUCCUUACUGAAGCCGAACAGGAACGUGACCGCCUGGCUUAUCGUAACCCGUACGAGGACAUGCUUCCAAUGACUGGACUGUUUCCAAAUCAGACAGACUGCUGGUCAUAACGAUUAACGAUCUUCGAUCAAUUAUGGUGAUUUACUGAGAAUGAACUGAUAUUGAUUGACGUAACCAUUAUCUACGGAGAUUGUACUGAUGUUGGUUAACGUAACUGUGAUAUACAGAGAUUGUACUGAUGUUUGAAAAACGUAACUAUGAUCUACGGAGAUUGUACUGAUGUUGAUUAACUUAACUUUGAUCUACAGAGAUUGUACUGAUAGUGAUUAACGUUACUAUGAUCUACGGAGAUUGUACUGAUGUUGAUUAACUUAACUUUGAUCUACAGAGAUUGUACUGAUGUUGAUUAACGUAACUAUUAUCUACGGAGAUUGUACUGAUGUUAAUUAACUUAACUUUGAUCUACAGAGAUUGUACUGAUGUUGAUUAACGUAACUAUUAUCUACGGAGAUUGUACUGAUGUUGAUUAACUUAACUAUGAUCUACAGAGAUUGUACUGAUGUUAAUUAACGUAACUUUAAUCUACGGAGAUUGUACUGAUGUUAAUUAACGAAACUAUUAUCUACGGAGAUGAUACAGAGAUGAUACUGAUGUUGAUUAACGUAACUAUGGAGAUCCAAUCGCAUAUAAUUAAUUUGUAGUUGUUUUACUAUGGCUGCUAGUCCCUUUCUUUCAUUUAAGCAUGGAGUCGUUCUUAGACUGUUUUGUAGUCUACCCAAAGAUGUUUAAAAAAUAUCAUUAAAAUAUCUUUACAUAUUUGCCAUCAUUUAGUCUUGUCAUUUGAGUAGCGGUCCUGUAAAGUACAGGUUUACAUGAGAACAAGAUAACUGCAGCAAUGAUAUUGAUGUAAUAUAAGAAAAGGGCAAAGGAUUACAUUUAAAGACAAAUAAACAAACACUCCUACAUCCACCACGCCGAGGUAUUUUUCAGCACGUAUAUAAAGCUACGAUAAGGUUGAUAUGGAUAAAUAUAAGGCUGACAGCUGGUUAAUAUUGUAUAUUAUUUAAAUGUUGUAAACUUUAUUAUGGUCAAUUUCUCUAUAACUUUAAAUCGCAUGGUCUUAUGACGCAACAUGUUGAUGCUGUAAUGUUAUGCAGUUAGUGGAGUAUUGCCAGAACAAACUAAAUUGAUGUUAUAUGUACCUGUAUGUAUUGUUUUCAUUGUAUAAUCUUGAGCUUGAUAAAAUGUCCCAAAACUUUAUCCAAUUUAAGAUGUACUUGUUAACAUAGUUGUUAAAAAAUAUGUUACUGAUUAAUUUUAACUUUCCCAAAGUGUGAUGUUAUAAAGUAUAUCUAGCGAUAAUUUGACAAAUUGUUCAGACAAUGAAUCGGAGUGUGAAAGUACACUUGAUGCUUGGCCAGCUCAGGUACUUAGGAGAGGUAUGUGUGUAAUUUUGGUCUGCAGUAAUUUCUCAUUUUUACCACUAUAUUUUGAUCCUUCACUUCAUUAACUUUAAAGUGAUUUAUUAUUUCUUGAUAAUAUUCGGUUAACCUCUUUACUCGUUUUUUUUUAUUGUAAUCUUCCACACCCAUAGUAAAAUUGUGUAUCCCCAAUUUUAAUUUUGUAGGCGGGGAUGUUAUGUAUAUAGUUAUAUGGGUGUGAGGAGAUUACACAUUACAGUCUAAGGGAGAUAAUAAAACUCCAGUAUGUAUCGGAGUUAUUCCCCCUUUUGUAAAUCUCUUGUGGUAAAAGAUUAUAAUUGUUAGAAUACAGAAAGAUUUGGAACAGGAAA
Messenger RNA from Pecten maximus, 3512 nucleotides. RefSeq names its product dipeptidase 1-like. Gene Ontology annotation, molecular function: metallodipeptidase activity. The transcript has 10 exons. Gene Ontology annotation, biological process: proteolysis. The coding region runs from base 442 to 1830 and encodes 462 amino acids. The record is from RefSeq and is a predicted model, not a curated record. Lineage: Eukaryota; Metazoa; Mollusca; Bivalvia; Pectinida; Pectinidae.